AUGAAGAUUUCAAACAUUUCCAAAUUUCUUCUUCUUUUUCUCAUCUCCUUGUGUUUACACGCAGCUUCUGCUGCGGAUAAACACAAUGAUUUCUUCAAAUGUAUAACCCAAAAUGAUUUCAACAACAAUGUUUACACCCCAUCAAACUCAUCCUACUCUUCCAUCCUCCGAUUCUCCAUCCAAAGCCUAACAUUCAUCUCUGAUUCCACUCCAAAACCGGCCGUCAUCGUACAACCGGAUCGCGAAACUCAAAUCCCUCCGGUUAUCUACUGUGCCAAAGCCAGCGGCUUGCAGAUCAGAACCCAAAGCGGGGGCCAUGACUACGAGGGACUAUCCUACGUCGCGCAUGCCCCGUUCGUGAUCCUCGACUUGAUCAAUCGCGAGGAAAUCACGGUCGAUGCCGCGGAGAAGACCGCAUGGGUCGGAGCAGGUGCAACCAUUGGUUCUCUAUAUUACAGGAUCGCCGAGAAAAGCCCGGUUCUAGGGUUUCCGGCUGGAGUAUGCCCGACUGUGGGCGUUGGCGGCCACAUUAGCGGCGGCGGCUAUGGCACACUAAUGAGAAAAUACGGCCUGGCCGCAGACCAGGUCAUCGAUGCCAGAAUAGUGGACGUCAACGGCAUAAUCCUGGACAGGAAAUCAAUGGGCGAGGAUCUGUUCUGGGCCAUCAGAGGCGGCGGGGGCCCCAGUUUCGGCGUGAUCACUGCCUGGAAGGUACAACUGGUAGAUAUUCCAGAAACCGUCACUGUUUUCAAUGCCGGCAGAACUUUGGAGCAAAACAUUAACCAUUUAAUUCACAAAUGGCAAUCCAUCGCUCCCGAAUUCGUCGAUGAUUUGUUCGUGAGAAUCAUCAUAUUACCUUUCGACGUACAAGGAAGAAACAAGACGAUUCAAGCUAUAUUCAACUCACUAUUCCUCGGGAAAAUCGACACAUUGGUUCCGUCGAUGCAGAAGAGCUUCCCCGAGUUAGGGUUAGUGAGAGAAGACUGCAGAGAGAUGAGCUGGAUCGAAUCCGCCUUAUUCCUCGCGACGUUCCCCAUCGAUGCACCUGAAAUGCUGCUGAACAGAACUCAAUCUGUGGUGAAAUACUUCAAAGCGAAGUCCGACUACGUGAAGAAGCCCAUCUCUGAAUCCGGGCUCAAAGGCAUACUGAGGAGGAUGUUCGAGGCGGAGGCCGGCCAGUCUGUGAUCAUCCUCACCCCUUACGGCGGGAGGAUGUCAGAGAUUCCGUCCUCCGCCACUCCGUUUCCUCAUAGGGCCGGAAACUUGUACAAGAUCCAGCAUCUUGUAUAUUGGAAUGAGAGCGAGAAUCAAGAUUCCGAAAGCUAUACAAGCUGGAUGAGGAGGCUUUACAGCUAUUUGACUCCUUAUGUGUCGCGCUCGCCUAGGCAAGCGUACCUCAGCUACAGAGAUCUCGAUAUUGGAGUCAAUAACCCUGAUGGGAAGACGAGCUAUAAACGAGCCAGCAUUUGGGGUAAGAAAUACUUUUUGGGUAAUUUCGAUCGGCUUGUCCGGGUGAAGACAAUGGUUGAUCCACAUAAUUUUUUCAAGAACGAACAGAGCAUUCCGCCGUUGCAUUAA
Messenger RNA from Salvia splendens (bonfire salvia), 1578 nucleotides. Its product is annotated as berberine bridge enzyme-like 8. Gene Ontology annotation, molecular function: oxidoreductase activity; FAD binding. The coding region runs from base 1 to 1578 and encodes 525 amino acids. Lineage: Eukaryota; Viridiplantae; Streptophyta; Magnoliopsida; Lamiales; Lamiaceae. The record is from RefSeq and is a predicted model, not a curated record. The transcript has a single exon.